Symbiodinium sp. CCMP2456 is the source of this 1203-nucleotide messenger RNA. Lineage: Eukaryota; Dinophyceae; Suessiales; Symbiodiniaceae. The record is from the annotation of a GenBank genome assembly.
AUGAUCGCUUGCCAGCGUAUGUCUGCGCACCUGGCCGCCAUGGCGAUGCUGAAGAGCAUGGCUUCAUGGAAGGUGAGAGCCGACUGCAUCGGCGUAGCCAUCGUCUGCAAUGCCUGCGCAAACACUGAGGCCUGGGUGGAAGGAAGCGCGGUGCUGGCCUGGAUGCAGGAGAAGCUGAUCAGCAGUGACAUGGUGGCCUUCAACUCCGUCCUCUGCUCCUUGGGCCCACGCUGGCGCUGGGCCGCGCUUCUUUGCCAAGGCAAAGCUCCGCUGAUGAACUUGCCGGAUGUCGUGAGCUGCAACACAGUGAUGGGUAGCUGCACGAGAGGAAGCGGUUGGCUGGCGGCGGUCCAGGCGCAUGCCGCGAUGCGUGUGGCUGCUCUGCAGACGAACGUCGUCAGCCAGAUGAACCUCCUGGGAGCCUGGGAGGAGGUGCGUCGAUGGCCCGAGGCACUCUCUUCCCUCCACGCUUCAUCGGCAGCCUUCGGGGCUGCCAUCGCUUCGUGUGCGAGGUGCAGCCAUACUACAGUGGCUCAAAAGCUGCUGGAGGAGAUGACAAAGGCGGCAGUGCGGAAAAACCUCCUCUGUGUCAAUGCGGCCAUGUCCGGGCACGAUCGCCAGGGUUCCUGGGAAGAGGCGCUUUCUCUGCGGAUUGCCGGGUCUGCAGACGGGUUGGGGAUCGACUGCAUUUCGCUCUCGACCAUCGCAUCCGCUUCAGAGCGCAGCUCUGCAUGGCACGCGGCGAUGGAAGUGCUUUCUCUGGCCGCCACGUGUCACGUCCGUGUGGACCUACUUUGCUGCGGCCUGGUACUUAACGCCUGUGCUCGCUCCCAGCGCUGGACGCUGGCCCUGGGCGUAUGCAGGGCAUUGGCGAGCCGGCACUUGGUCGUCGAUGGCGCUUGCACUGCCGCUGCACUGGGAGCAUGGGUGACUGGCAGGCACUGGGCCGAAGCAGUGGAGCUCAGGCACUGCUUCGACGAUGUGGGAUUGAUCCGCGGGGACGUGGAAGUCGCACACAAUGCUGCCAUUGCUGCCAUGGGGAGGUCUGCUCAGUGGAGGCUAUCUCUUGAACUUCUUCAUGACGGCGAGGCGGAGAAGGAUGCUGUUGGCUAUUCUGCUGCGAUCCUGGCCGUCGAAAGAUCAGGCGAAUCCCACCUUGUCCUGCGCUUCCUGACGGGAAUGGUCCGAAGCACACUUACUCCG